This is a messenger RNA of Daucus carota subsp. sativus, 2346 nucleotides long. RefSeq lists its product as uncharacterized. NCBI's taxonomy places the organism in Eukaryota, Viridiplantae, Streptophyta, Magnoliopsida, Apiales, Apiaceae. Gene Ontology annotation, molecular function: protein binding. The coding region runs from base 144 to 2162 and encodes 672 amino acids. Gene Ontology annotation, biological process: response to endoplasmic reticulum stress. The record is from RefSeq and is a predicted model, not a curated record. The transcript is spliced from 11 exons.
CGAGAAAGCAGAAAGCAGAGUUGCUAUGUUUUUGAUUUGAACUCAAGGGUGUCUUCUUGAGCUAAAAGCACACUCUCUCUUUCUGCUCUAUACAGCUUCCAACAAUCCCCACUCUAAUCCUCUCUGUAUAUGAACAAAUAGUGAUGGGAGCAGGGAGGAGAGUGCAAACCUUCAAUCUAAAUGAUACUGCAGUUUCAUCUCCAAACAAGGCAGGCAGUAGCACAGACUUCAGAUAUUUGAGCAAGAAGAAUCUUGGGGGAGUCAUCUUUGGUUGCACAAAUAGUACAAUUAAAGAGUGUCUUCAUAAACAACUCUUUGGCUUGCCUGCUUCACACAUAUCAUAUGUGAGUAAUAUUGCCCCUGGUUUGCCUUUAUUUCUAUUCAACUACACCGAUAGAAAACUACAUGGGAUUUUUGAAUCAGCUAGCUCAGGGAGAAUGAACAUUAAUCCAUAUGGAUGGACUCCAGAUGGUUCUGGAAGAACACUAUAUCCAGCUCAGGUUGAGAUUUGUCUCCGGCUGCAGUGCCAAGCACUGCAUGAAGAUCAAUUCAAACCAAUAAUUGUCGACAAUUACUACAGUGCGACCCAUUUCUGGUUUGAGCUGGACCAUGUUCAAACAAACAAAUUGAUGUCUUUAUUGUCAUCUUUAGCUGUUGCUCCAAGCACCUCGUUGCCACAAAAUGUAGCCAAAUGGAGAGAUCUAUUUGAAGUAAUACCCUUACCUCACAAAGGAAAGGGAAAUCAAGUGAAUGAGGCUAAUUUGGAUGUUGAUUUUUAUCAACUAUAUGAAUCAAACAGAGAUAUGCAAUUGGCCACUUCAGAUGUCGUUCCAGGUUUCAGUGGCAAUAGCCAGCCAUUAGAACUGCACCUAAAAAAAGGAACUGUGCCUGAAGAAGAGAAGGAACAUAUAUUGAUGAAACUAAAAGAAAUGACUAUUGCACGUGAGCAUACAGACUCUUCGCUGAAGAAAAAUGUUGAAGAUGCUGCUAUUGUAAAUGAUAUGAGCAUGGAGCAUAGCAGCAUGUUAAAAAGAAAUGAAAUAUCAAGAGAAAAGGCUGAACCUGUUAACACAUCUGACGAUUCUGAAAUCAUAACCCAGUUGAUAGAACGGUUAGAAGAGCUAGAGGCUUUUAAAGAAGAACAACUUCGGAGGACUGAACAUGCAGAGAAGAAGUUGGUUGAGGCAGAAACAGAAAUUCAACAGCUAAAACAGCGGUAUAUAACACUGGAGUGCAGACUAAAUCCUUGCACAUACCCUGUUAAGGAGGGAAUAAUUGAGUUCUCUACUGAGUCUCAUCUGAAUUUUAAAGAGUUAAUAUUUCUUGUGGGUGGAUAUGAUGGGAAAACUUGCUUAUCUUCAUUAGACGCUUAUUUACCCUCACAAAAUAAGAUGAAAUCUCUAAUGCCUAUGAGCGUUGUCCGUUCUCUUGCCUCGGUUGCUAUGUUAUGUGGGGAGCUUUAUGCAUUUGGUGGUGGAAAUGGUUCUGAAUGGUACAACACAGUUGAAUCAUACAAUCCUACUCACAACAAAUGGAUUCCUCGCCCCUCUCUGAAUGGACGACCGAAGGGGAGCUUAGCUGGUGCUACUUUACAACACAAGAUUUUUGCAAUUGGUGGCGGGAAUGGGUGUGAGUCCUUCUCUGAGGUCGAAAUGCUAGACUUAGAUCUUGGACGCUGGGUUAUGACACAAUCAAUGCUAGAAAAGCGAUUCGCUCUUGCUGCAGCGGAGCUUAAUGGGGCCAUAUAUGCUGUUGGUGGAUAUGAUGGAAAGAAUUACUUAAAGUCGGCUGAGAGAUUUGACCCUAGGGAACACACAUGGACCAGAAUCCAGAGUAUGAAUACAAAUCGGGGAUGCCCUGCUUUAACUGUCAUGAAUGAAAAACUAUAUAUUAUGGGUGGUUUUGAUGGAAAUGAAAUGGUCCCAAGUGUUGAAAUAUAUGAUCCUCGCAAUGGAUCAUGGAUGACUGGAGCUGUGAUGAAUAAACCCAGGGGAUAUUCCGCUGCUGCUGUUCUGGAGGAUUCUUUGUAUGUAAUAGGAGGAACUACAGACAGUGGUACCAUAACAGACACAGUUGAAAGCUACAAGGAGGAUUUAGGUUGGGAAGUAACUUAUCAGGGAUCUAUGGCCUGCAGGUGCUUCGCCUCCGCUAUUGUUUUAUGAAGUGAUCUGGCUACCUGAUGUGCUUAUAUUAAGUGACACCAAUUAUCAUAGUAAACUAGAAAAUAUCAAGAGUUCCAGAUGUGCUUAUAUAGCUCGAAACUAGUUAUUUUGGUGAACUAGCUAGUAAAAGAUAAUUUCUCUGCCACUAUAAAAUAUGGAGUUAAUUGCAAAAUGCACCCUUAAA